AUGCCAUCCAGACUAAGGAAGACGCGGAAACUUAGGGGCCACGUGAGCCACGGCCACGGCCGCAUCGGCAAACACCGGAAGCACCCGGGAGGCCGAGGUAAUGCUGGCGGUAUGCAUCAUCACAGGAUCAACUUCGACAAAUAUCACCCAGGAUACUUCGGGAAAGUUGGUAUGAGGCAUUACCACUUAAAGAGGAACCAGAGUUUCUGCCCGACUGUCAACCUUGAUAAAUUGUGGACCUUGGUUAGUGAGCAGACACGAGUAAAUGCUGUGAAGAACAAGACAGGAGCUGCUCCUAUCAUUGAUGUGGUGCGAUCAGGUUACUACAAAGUUCUGGGGAAAGGAAAGCUCCCAAAGCAGCCUGUCAUCGUGAAGGCAAAAUUCUUCAGCAGAAGAGCUGAGGAGAAGAUUAAGGGUGUAGGUGGGGCUUGUGUCCUGGUGGCUUGA
Messenger RNA from Rangifer tarandus platyrhynchus (Svalbard reindeer), 447 nucleotides. Lineage: Eukaryota; Metazoa; Chordata; Mammalia; Artiodactyla; Cervidae. The record is from the annotation of a GenBank genome assembly.